Rotaria sp. Silwood1 is the source of this 552-nucleotide messenger RNA. NCBI's taxonomy places the organism in Eukaryota, Metazoa, Rotifera, Eurotatoria, Philodinida, Philodinidae. The record is from the annotation of a GenBank genome assembly.
AUGAAGUUAGGUUUAACAUCUGACUGUGCCAUGUUUAUUGAUAAACAAACUAGAAAAUACGAAAAUGAUGAUAAACAAGAUGCUGUUUAUUAUGCACUUCAAUAUUGUUUAUAUCGAUGUUUUCUUAUAUAUGAAAUACCAGUUGAUCCAUCAUUAACAUCUACACCACUAAACAAAAUACAAACAUUGGAUAUUCAAGUAACACAUGAAUUAUUACCAAACAAUUUUCAACCCGUUACAGCUAAGAAUUAUCAUACAAAUAUGCAAUAUGUUAGUUUACGUGAAACUGGAUUAAUACAGGAGAGAAACGAUGCGAAACUAUUAUUUCAUGCAACUCAAGUACACAAAGCUGCUCAUAUUCUUCGUUACGGCCUCGAUGCUGUGAGUGCUCGUCUAAAUUUAGACUUUGGACUAGGUUUUUAUGUGAAUACGUCGUUUACAGAUGCGAAAGAUUGGUGUGAACGUCGGAUUGCACCAUAUAGUGACCAACAAGCUGCAAUACUCAUCGUCGAAGUACCACAGGCCGAUUAUAAUACACGGAAUAAUCAUUAA